CAUUGGAUUCCAGUUCCACAGCUCCCUCUCUUUCCCUUCACUCUCCUCCCCUACCGUAUCCGUGACGGAUCCAGCUUCUCGGCAAUCGCAAUUCUGACAGGAUACUAACGUUGUCCUCUGGCGCGAAUUCUUCGAUAGAUUCCCUCUUAAGGGCGGGUUAAAAAUUUAAAAUAUAAAAAGAUAUCCAAUUAGCAAGAUUAUUAAGUAAUACUGAAGCGUAUUUAUAGUAUUAUUAUAAAUACUAGACGAGCCCCUUCCGUCCCCGAUCAAAUACCCCCUUCUCGUUUUUCGAGUCGGACGCUCGUCAUUGGCAUGUAAUGGCCUCCACAAAGGACUCCAACAGGGCUUCGGGAGAGAGAGAAACCGGCGACCCUUCGAAGGGGAUGAUCACCCUGGCAUCGGUGAGGGAUUCUCUAAUCAGGCAGGAGGACACCAUCGUGUUCAGUCUCAUAGAGAGGGCCAGGUUCCCGUACAACGCCCCGGUGUACGACCCUUCGUUCCUGGGGUCAGGCCAGUCCCUUGUCGAGCUUUUCGUUAGAGAGUCCGAGGCUCUUCAUGCCAAGGUUGCACGAUAUCAAAACCCAGAAGAAGUUCCCUUCUUCCCUGAUGAUCUACCAUUGCCACUCCCACUUCCUAGUGAUAAUCCAGAGGUCUUGCAUCCAACGUCUGCACCUGUAAGUGUGAGUAAGGACAUAUGGAACAUGUAUUUCAAUGAUUUGCUUCCACUAAUCACUGUCAAGGGUGAUGAUGGUAACUAUGCAUUGACAGCGGCGGCAGAUCUUGCAUGUUUGCAGGCUCUAUCUAGGAGAAUCCAUUAUGGUAAGUUUGUGGCAGAAGUGAAGUUCAGAGAUGCUCCACAAGAUUACAGUCCAGCAAUCCGUAAUAAGGAUGGGGAUGCUUUAAUGAAAUUGUUGACAUUCAAGAAUGUUGAAGAGAUGGUAAAGAGAAGGGUGGAGAAAAAGGCUAUGGUGUUUGGGCAAGAUGUAACCUUACAGGACAAGGUUAAUAAGGUGGAGUUCACUGAUGGUGAGAUCAAGGUAGACCCCUCAGUGGUUUCUCGUCUCUAUGAUGAGUGGGUUAUGCCCAUGACAAAGCAUGUUCAAGUUGAGUAUCUUCUCCGUCGUCUUGAUUGAUUAUGUUGGCUGAAUUUUGUGUUAGAAUGGUGCUUUUAUACUUUUGAAUCUCCAAAAUAAGAAAAUAAACAUAUUGUAUCGAGGACGAUGAUUUCAUCCCAUGAAGCUUGACGACUCCUUUUCCUUUUUCUGCUUUUUUU
Messenger RNA from Elaeis guineensis (African oil palm), 1273 nucleotides. Its product is annotated as chorismate mutase 2, cytosolic. The record is from RefSeq and is a predicted model, not a curated record. Lineage: Eukaryota; Viridiplantae; Streptophyta; Magnoliopsida; Arecales; Arecaceae. Gene Ontology annotation, molecular function: chorismate mutase activity. Gene Ontology annotation, cellular component: cytoplasm. Gene Ontology annotation, biological process: chorismate metabolic process; aromatic amino acid biosynthetic process.